GCCGCCUCUGCUCCGCAGCAGCCGCUACUGCGGGAGAGCCUUUUCCAGGUGUCGGACUUAAUCCACCUCCAGAGCCGGAUCUUUCUCGUUCGGGGUUCUCGGCAAAGACCGCUGCCAUGCCGGUGACGGUGACCCGCACGACCAUCACAACCACCACGUCGUCAUCCUCAGGCCUGGGCUCCCCAACCAUCGUGGGGUCCCCUCGGGCACUGACCCAGCCCCUGGGCCUCCUCCGCCUGCUGCAGCUGCUGUCCACCUGUGUGGCCUUCUCCCUGGUGGCCAAUGUGGGUGCUUGGACCGGGGCCAUGGGUGACUGGUCCAUGUUCACUUGGUGCUUCUGCUUCUCUGUGACCCUCAUCAUCCUCAUUGUCGAGUUAUGCGGGCUCCAGUCCCGCUUCCCCUUGUCCUGGAGAAACUUCCCCAUCACCUAUGCGUGCUACGCCGCCCUUUUCUGCCUGUCGGCCUCCAUUAUCUACCCCACCACCUACGUCCAGUUCCUGUCGCAUGGCCGCUCCCGGGACCACGCCAUUGCCGCCACCGCCUUCUCUUGCAUCGCUUGUGUGGCUUAUGCCACCGAAGUGGCCUGGACCCGGGCCCGCCCCGGGGAGAUCACCGGCUACAUGGCCACCGUGCCCGGCCUGCUCAAGGUGCUGGAGACCUUUGUGGCCUGCAUCAUCUUCGCCUUCAUCAGCAACCCCUCCCUGUACCAGCACCAGCCGGCCCUGGAGUGGUGUGUGGCUGUGUACUCCAUCUGCUUCAUCCUGGCAGCCGUGGCCAUCCUGCUGAACCUGGGCGACUGCACCAACAUGCUGCCCAUCUCCUUCCCCAGUUUCCUGUCAGGCCUGGCCCUGCUCUCGGUCCUUCUGUACGCCACUGCUAUUGUUCUCUGGCCGCUCUACCAGUUCAGCGAGAAGCACGGUGGCCAGCCCCGUCGGUCAUGGGAUGUGGGCUGCAGCAACCGGCACGCCUACUACGUGUGCAACUGGGACCGCCGACUGGCCGUGGCCAUCUUGACGGCCAUCAACCUGCUGGCUUACUUGGCCGACCUGGUGUACUCGGCCCGCCUGGUUUUCGUUAGGGUCUGAGGCUCCGACAACAGUGACGACGGGAGCUCUCAAUUCCCUCUUGCCCGCAGAGGUUUCUUUCCCAAGUCCUAACUGCCUCUUCUGGCUCCCUCUCGCCUACCUUUCCCAUUUCCUUCCCGAUUCAUCCUGCUCGCCU
This is a messenger RNA of Odobenus rosmarus divergens (Pacific walrus), 1221 nucleotides long. RefSeq names its product myeloid-associated differentiation marker (gene MYADM). The coding region runs from base 117 to 1085 and encodes 322 amino acids. The record is from RefSeq and is a predicted model, not a curated record. Gene Ontology annotation, cellular component: plasma membrane; cell-cell junction. The transcript is spliced from 3 exons. NCBI's taxonomy places the organism in Eukaryota, Metazoa, Chordata, Mammalia, Carnivora, Odobenidae.